GCGGGGGGGCGGCGGGGUGGGGGCGGCCUGACGUGGGCGCGGGGCGGCCCGUGGGCCGGCGCCGCGGUGAUUUGCUGCGCGGCGCGGCGAGCGGCGGCGGCGGCGAUGAGAGCGGGCAGUGCGAACUGCCGGAGCAGCCGCCGGCCGCCAUAGUCGGCACACAAAGCUAGUCCCAGAUUUGAGCGACGGCGAGGCACCCUGAUGAGUGAGCCUCGGGAGCGCAAUGGAUUUGACUAAGAUGGGCAUGAUCCAGCUGCAGAACCCCUGCCACCCCACCGGGCUGCUGCACAAAGCCAACCAGAUGCGCCUGGCGGGGACGCUGUGCGACGUGGUCAUCAUGGUGGACAGCCAGGAGUUCCACGCGCACCGGACGGUGCUGGCCUGCACCAGCAAGAUGUUCGAGAUCCUCUUCCACCGCAACAGCCAGCAUUACACCCUGGACUUCCUCUCGCCAAAGACGUUCCAGCAGAUCCUGGAGUACGCCUACACUGCCACCCUGCAGGCCAAGGUCGAAGACUUGGAUGACCUGCUCUACGCCGCCGAGAUCCUGGAAAUCGAGUACCUGGAGGAGCAGUGCCUGAAGAUCCUGGAGACCAUCCAGGCCUCCGAGGACAACGACGCUGAGGUCGCCAUGGCCGACGGAGGCGCCGCCGCCGAGGACGAGGAGGAGAGGAAGUCGAGGUACAUCAAGGGCCUCUUCGUCUCCAAGCCCACUGGUGAGGAGAGCAGCUAUGCCGGUGUGGCCGGCCAGAGCCUGCCGGCAGCCACGGCAGAGCAGAGCCCCUCCGCCUCCGCUUCCUUCGGCCCCCUCUCUGCCAUGAGCCCCACCAAGGCAGCAGUGGACAGCUUGAUGACCAUCGGGCAGUCGCUGCUGCAGGGCGCCCCGCCGCCCGGUGCCCCCGAGGACUCACGCCCCACCGCCACCCGCCGCCCCCCCGGCCUCGCCGAGGUCAAAACCGAAGCGAUGCAGGUGGACGACACCUCCAGCCGCGACAGCCCCCGGGCAGCCGAACCCGGCGCAUCCGGCGGGGAGAAACCCGACGAGAAGGGCAAGGAAGGGCCCGGCACCCCGACCCGCAGCAGCGUCAUCACCAGCGCCCGUGAACUGCACUACGCCCGCGAGGAGGGUGCCGAGCCACCGCCUGAGCCCGGCCAGGGGCUGCCGCCGGCGCCAGAACCGUCCGCUGCUGCCCAGGGCGAGAAGCCCCUGGGCAUCUACUCCCUGCUGCCAAACCACAAGACUGAGCCGGUGCUCGGCGUGCCGCCCUCCGUGGCGUCCGCCCUGCACGUGCAGCCGGCCCUGGCCGUCUCUAUGGACUUCAGCGCCUAUGGGGGGCUGCUGCCCCAGGGCUUCAUCCAGCGGGAGCUGUUCAGCAAGCUGGGGGAGCUGGCGGCCGGCAUGAAGACGGAGAGCAGAGCCCUGGGCGAGCAGUGCAGCGUGUGCGGGGCAGAGCUGCCGGACAACGAGACCCUCGAGCAGCACAGGAAGCUGCACAGCGGGAUGAAGACUUACGGAUGCGAGCUGUGCGGGAAGCGGUUCCUGGACAGUUUGCGGCUGCGAAUGCACUUACUGGCUCACUCAGCGGGUGCCAAAGCCCUGGUCUGCGAUCAGUGCGGCGCCCAGUUCUCGAAGGAGGAUGCCCUGGAGACGCACAGGCAGACGCACACCGGUACGGACAUGGCCGUUUUCUGCCUGCUGUGCGGGAAGCGGUUCCAGACGCAGAGCGCCCUGCAGCAGCACAUGGAGGUGCACGCCGGGGUGCGCAGCUACAUCUGCAGCGAGUGCAACCGUACUUUCCCCAGCCACACCGCGCUCAAGAGGCACCUCCGCUCCCACACAGGCGACCACCCUUACGAGUGCGAGUUCUGCGGCAGCUGCUUCCGGGACGAGAGCACGCUGAAGGGCCACAAGCGCAUCCACACCGGCGAGAAGCCCUACGAGUGCAACGGCUGCGGCAAGAAGUUCAGCCUCAAGCACCAGCUGGAGACCCACUACCGGGUCCACACAGGCGAGAAGCCCUUCGAGUGCAAGCUGUGCCACCAGCGCUCCCGGGACUACUCGGCCAUGAUCAAACACCUGCGGACCCACAACGGCGCUUCCCCCUACCAGUGCACCAUUUGCCUGGAGUACUGCCCCAGCCUCUCCGCCAUGCAGAAGCACAUGAAGGGCCACAAGCCGGAGGAGAUCCCCACCGACUGGCGGAUAGAGAAGACCUAUCUCUACCUCUGCUACGUCUGAGGGAGGAGGCGCAGGGGCAGCGGGGCCGGAUGGCGGAGGACUGGGCAGAAAGGGGGAGGAAAAAAAAAAAAAACCCACCACCAAACCCGCAGCGUCCACGGCCUUGUUUGUUUUCGGUUCUCGCUCGUCGCUUCUCGCCCAGAGGAUCCCGUGGCUCGCGCCGGGGCGGGGGGAUGCACCGACCCCCGCCCCGGCCCCGGCCGCUCACGCGCCCACUGCUCUUGCGCCCGCGCUGUGGGGCGGCUCUUGCCCCUUGCAGCCCCCCAGGGACUUGGCACCGCCGGGAAGACGGCGGAGGAGCCACGCGCUUCCUCCAUCCUAAUUUCCGCUGUCCUCCAUCGCCGCGUUGGACCCCACCACAGAUGCCCUGAGCUCACGCGUGGGGCUCAGCCCCCACAUUCCGGGAGGGUUCCCACGCUCCCGGGCUGCAGCGAGCCGUAAGCGAUUCGGCGAGAGCGUCCCGGCGGGGGGAACGCUGGCCGGAGGAGGGUGUUUGGGGUAGGGAGCUGCCACCCUCCCCCUGACCAAAGACCUCUCUAUGCAUUUCCCCUCCUUCCCCGGGGGCGAGGGCAAAGCCCCCCCGCGGGGAGACGCGGCCGGUUUGGUGACGCACGGUCGAUGCCGGAGCCGGCACGGGUGCCGCCGGCGUGCGGUGUCGCUCCGAGUGGGGGGCGAUCCCCUUUUUUUUCUGCUAAUUUGGGGCGCCCGGAAGGUGCCGAGCGUGGUUUUUUGCCCAGCCCUCAGUCGCAGGAGCCCGCAAGCGAGGAGUGCCCGGUGGCAGGCGGCUUCGCUCGCCUUUUUUUUUUUUUUUUUGGCUUUUUGUUUGUUCGGUUUUCGGGGUUUGUUUUCGGUUUGGGUUUGGUUGGUUUUUUUGGAAUAUUUCCGCCUUUAGCACAUUUUACUUGAAAUUACCUCAGUUUUUUGUGACCUCAUGAGCUUUUAUUGAUUUGGGGAGGACGGGGGGCGGCGUGGCAGGGAAGGUGCGAGCCGCAUGCCCGGCAGUGGAGGGGCGGUGCGGCGGCGGCAGCAGCGUCCCCGCCGGCCUCCCGUUGUGCAUUAUCCUUACCAAAACUGGUAUUUUUUGCCCGGCCCCGCGGGGCCGGGGGUGUCGGUUCUGAAGCUACCUCUUGUGUUCGUUUUUGUUGUGUUUUCUCCUUCGCGGUUGCGGAAGCGGGCUCUGCGCUGUCCAUCCCGCGCGGCACUUGCGUCUGCAGCUUUGCUUUUUUUUUUUUUUUUUUUUUUUGUCGUCAUUUUGCUGCGUUUGGGUGAAAAGGGGGGGAAGGAGUCCGGGACAGUGUCUGGAUGCGGUUUGGAGGGAUGCUGAUGGCCCCUCUUGGUUUGGGGUGCCCGUCCCGGCAGAGCCCGUACCACCUCUCCCGGUGCCGAGCAGGGAUGCGUCUGCGGGACCAGCAUCCUCCCUCGCACCCCGGUCCGGCUUUGCACGCGCGCGCGCCCGCCGCUCCGCGUGCGGGACCUUUGCUGCUCCGCGCGGGGUGGACGCCGCUGUCGUACAAUCCCAGGACGUGACUGUGGAGAACGGCUCGUUUAACUGUUGUGCCUAAGAAGAAAAAAAAAAAUUAAAAAAAAAAUACUAAAAAAACAAACACAGUUCUUUCGUACGGAAAGUUGCUGCAAUUUCUGGCGCGUGCGCGGUAGCUCCCUGCGGCGCACCGGCGCACGCGGCCGAGCUCAUGUGGCUUUUUUUGCUUUAACCUCCCCUCCCGUCCCACCGUCCCCCUCCCUCCCUCCCUCCCUCCCUUAGUGCCGCAGCCUACCGGCUGCGACGGCGUUGGGAUCGGCGUCGGAGCGACGCCGCGGUGCCCCGGGCGCGCGUCCCUGCAUCUCUUUGCUGUGGCGCGGCGAGUCGCGGCGCAGCAGCCCCCGCCGCCCCUCCAUAUAUAUAUAUAUAUAUAUAUACGAGUAUAUAUAUGUGUAUCGUAUCGCAGUGAGGACCAAGCGCCCCGCGGGGCCCCGCGGCCCCGGGCUCCCUGUCCCCUUGGCUUGUCGUCGGUGUCGUGAGCGCCCGCCUGCCCGUCCCGUUGCUCUGUGUUGCCGCUCGUGGUUCGGGUCCGUCCGCUGUCCUCGUUCCGUCUACCUCAGCACCUCUCUGAGCCCGGGCGCAGAAGGUGCCCAAGUUCCCCUUUGGUUUUCUCAGAGUAUCUAUCGCCUCCUAUUUUUUGUACGACUUUUCUCCCUCUUCCCCUCGCCGUUCGCUCCCUUGCGGUUCUGCUUGCGAGUCCUCUCUGUCUUCUAGCCACAGAUGCCGUUAGCUAAAAGUUUCCUGAAAAAUAAAGAAAAAUAAAAAAAAACUAAUAAAAAAAAAAAACCCCAGUUGUGGUGUCUCCUAGUUGCAGCUCUCCGCAUCUGCCUUCGUCCUGUGUAGAUUCAGAUGCAUUUCUUUGUAAGACUUCAGUGUUUCUGACAGAGGAAAAAAAAAAAAAAAGACAAAAAAAAAAAAAAAGAAGAAUAUACUGCUGCAGGUUUUUUUCUCUCCAUGUGUCACUAAGUGAAGUUCGUGCCUUCUAUAGCAAAGAGAAUAUUUUUUACAUCCUACUAACGGUAGAUUUUUUUGUAGUGAACAUUUUUUGUAUUUUUAUUUAUAAGUCUCAUAAAGAAAAUAGCAAUGUUCAGUUGUAUACCUUGAAUCUGCAGUUAGGAAACAAAAAACAACCAAUAAAGUUAAUUCCGUUGUCUCGGC
Molecule: messenger RNA, 4937 nt
Organism: Grus americana (Whooping crane)
Lineage: Eukaryota; Metazoa; Chordata; Aves; Gruiformes; Gruidae
Gene: ZBTB16
Product: zinc finger and BTB domain containing 16
Exons: 7
Coding region: 224-2239 (671 amino acids)
Biological process (GO): negative regulation of transcription by RNA polymerase II; regulation of immune system process; regulation of cytokine production
Cellular component (GO): nucleus
Molecular function (GO): DNA-binding transcription factor activity, RNA polymerase II-specific; RNA polymerase II cis-regulatory region sequence-specific DNA binding; protein binding
Source: RefSeq, a predicted model, not a curated record